Molecule: messenger RNA, 987 nt
Organism: Bathycoccus prasinos
Lineage: Eukaryota; Viridiplantae; Chlorophyta; Mamiellophyceae; Mamiellales; Bathycoccaceae
Exons: 2
Coding region: 1-987 (328 amino acids)
Biological process (GO): pyrimidine nucleotide-sugar transmembrane transport
Cellular component (GO): Golgi membrane
Molecular function (GO): pyrimidine nucleotide-sugar transmembrane transporter activity
Source: RefSeq, a predicted model, not a curated record
AUGACUGCUGGAUAUUACAAGUUAAUGAUGGCGGCUACAUUAACAUUGGCGACGAGUUCACAAGGCCUCUUGACUACUGCAUCUAAGUCAAAUGGAGAAUACAGAUACAAUUUCGCCACUGUACCAUUUUUAGCUGAAGUAUUGAAACUGGUUGUUUCAAGUUUACUACUACACCGUCAGUUUUUGAUAGAUCCGAAAGGCACGCACAUAACGCGCGAUUGGAAGAGUGCUCUUUUAUAUCCUAUACCGAGCAUCAUUUACUUGAUUCAUAACAAUGUCCAGUUUUUGACCCUUCAAUAUGUAGAUCCUUCUACUUACCAAAUCCUAGGAAAUUUGAAAAUAGUUACUACUGGUCUACUUUUUCGAAUUAUACUAAAGCGUCACCUCAAUAGACUACAGUGGAUAGCAUUAGCUCUGCUGAUGAUAGGCGCUACAAUAAGCCAAAUCAGUUGUGAUAAAGGCACUACUUUAGCGGCGCCAUUGAUGGGUUAUGUUCUUGGGAUUAUUUCUGCAUGUCUCAGUGCUUUAGCAGGUGUCUACACUGAGAAGCUCAUGAAAAUGAAUAAUGAUAAUUUGUAUUGGCAGAAUAUUCAACUCUAUGGUUUUGGUGUGAUUUUCAAUGGUUUAAGAUUAUUUUUUGAUGAUGUUAAUGUUGGAUAUUCGAAUGGAAUAUCUUUAUGGCCGAGAGUUGUGACUCGUGGAUAUAACAUCAUAACUUGGUUUGUAGUUUUUAAUCUUGCAUUCACUGGACUUCUAGUGAGCUGGAUUAUGAAAUAUGCCGAUACAAUUGUUAAAGUAUACAGUACCUCAAUGGCGAUGCUCGUUACUAUGUUGUUUAGUAUAAUCUUAUUCGACAUAUCUCCAAAUUUACAGCUAUUACUUGGUAUUCUCACUUCCUCGAUAUCAUUACGUUUGUACUAUUUUGAUACAGCGGAGUUACAUCCAGAUAUUACUAAUAAAAAUUCAAAGCUUCGUGAUCGAAUUUGA